This is a messenger RNA of Mercenaria mercenaria, 993 nucleotides long. RefSeq lists its product as uncharacterized. Lineage: Eukaryota; Metazoa; Mollusca; Bivalvia; Venerida; Veneridae. Gene Ontology annotation, molecular function: nucleic acid binding. The coding region runs from base 1 to 993 and encodes 330 amino acids. The transcript has a single exon. The record is from RefSeq and is a predicted model, not a curated record. Gene Ontology annotation, biological process: DNA integration.
AUGAGAUGUGAUGCAAGACUAACACAUGCAAGAUUUUUGCCAUAUGAUGUAAGAUAUCCAAUUAUAUUAUUACUGCGUAAAAGUCCUGUAACCAGAUUGCAUGUAAAGUGCUUCCAUGAAGAAGGGAAUCAUUAUGGUACAAACCAAAGAUUGGCAGCAAUGUCUUCGAGAUACUGGUUAAUUGGCGGUCGUGAAGAAAUCAGAGAUUGGGAGAACAGAUGUAGUAAAUGCAAGAAACUAAAAGCACAAGCAUUGAAACAGAUAAUGGCUCCAUUGCCACCGAUCAGAUUAAAGAAAUCGAUGAGAGCCUUCACAUAUAGUUCCGUAGAUUAUGCAGGACCAUUUUUAACAAAACAAGGUCGUAGAAAAGCAAGACAGAAGAGAUACCUACGUCUGUUUACAUGUCGUUCUUCAAGGGCGGUGCAUUUAGAGAUGGCGUUUGGAUUGGACACUGACUCAUUUUUGAACGCGUUCUAUAGAAUAUCGAGUAGAAGAGGUCUUCCAGAAAAAGUGUAUUCAGAUAACGGAACUAACUUUAUAGAGGCUUAUAAGGAGUUAUUAGAAUUAUACAAUCAGAUGGACAAACAAAAAAUCAUCGAAAAAGGAAAUAGUCACAGAGUUAAAUGGCACUUCAAUCCACCGCAAGCGCCACAUUUCGGUAAACUUCAUGAAAGUAUGGUCAAAAGUGCAAAAAGAGCUAUCUACGCGGUGCUAAAAAGUGCUGAUGUAACUGACAAAGACCUUCUUACAGCCAUAACUGGAACAGAAGGACAAAUUAACAGUCGCCCAAUAUCAUAUCAAAAGUCAAAUCAAAAGGAUGGCACUGUUUUAACUCCUAACCAUGUCAUUCACGGACAGAAAGGAGGACAGUUUGCACCGGAAGCAGUUGACAGUACAGUAUUCAAUGUAAAAAUCGCGUUGGCGAUAUGUACAGGAAAUAGUAAAACAUUUCUGGCACAGAUGGUUACGAGGAUUCGUACCAAGUUUAAGUAG